AUGAUGUAUCUAGUAUCUCCAGUGGCCAUUAUUCUCUUGCUGAUCGCGAGAUGGCUGACUGGCGGUGGUGCUGGCGAGAGGAGAUGGCUGACUGGCGGUGGUGCUGGCGAGAGGAGAUGGCUGACUGGGCGUUGCGGGGGAGCUGUCAAUGACGGGGGUGACGCAACUGGUGCUACGACGGGACGCGCGGAGCGGGGGAAGCGUGGCGGGGGAGCUGUCAAUGACGGGGGUGACGCAGCUGGCGCUGUGGUCGCUCUGCUCGUCCUGCUGGAGCUGACGCGUGUACACGUGGCGAGGUACCAGGAGGAUGAUGACGUGGCGACCAGGAGGGAGGCCGCCGUGUGCUGCGCGCAAUUCAACGAGGGCGCUGGCGAGGAGAGAGAGGAGCGGUGGCGAGGAGAGAGAGGAGCGCUGUGCGAGGAGAGAGAGGAGCGGUGGCGAGGAGAGAGAGGAGCGCUGGCGAGGAGAGAGAGGAGCGCUGGCGAGGAGAGAGAGGAGCGCUGGCGAGGAGAGAGAGGAGCGCUGGCGAGGAGAGAGAGGAGCGCUGGCGAGGAGAGAGAGGAGCGCUGGCGAGGAGAGAGAGGAGCGCUGGCGAGGAGAGAGAGGAGCGCUGGCGAGGAGAGAGAGGAGCGCUGGCGAGGAGAGAGAGGAGCGCUGGCGAGGAGAGAGAGGAGCGCUGGCGAGGAGAGUGAGGAGCGCUGGCGAGGAGAGGAGCGUUGGCAUGGGGAAGGGGUGUUGGGCGGGGAGUGUGUACGUAAGCUUCUGUUUCCCCCUCCCUUGUGCUCGUCAUUUCCUUGUCAUGAAAACGUUCCUCCUCGCGCUCUCUUCCUGCAUGGCACGCACGGCAUCCUCGAGUCUAUUGCCACCAGUGAGGUGAGUCUAUUGCCACCAUUGAGGCCAGGGCAUACUCGUUAUUAG
Closterium sp. NIES-65 is the source of this 918-nucleotide messenger RNA. Lineage: Eukaryota; Viridiplantae; Streptophyta; Zygnematophyceae; Desmidiales; Closteriaceae. The record is from the annotation of a GenBank genome assembly.